AUGUCAAGCUACUCCCACAUCCGGGACGAAGCCGCAGACGAAUAUUCCCCACACUUCCGCCACCUGCUUUUCCCAUCUUCCCACCUUGCGACUUGUCCACUUUUUCCCUCUUUGGGCCUCGUGCGAUUUGUGCCCAAGUCCAAUCCGUCUCAAAUAUUGAUCGGCGAGCCUGUUGAUGCUCAAGUCGAUGUGGGGUUGGCUGUUUAUCAAGGCAAAGAGGUCUCCGUUCGUCCAUUCUCCGGCUCGUCGGUGCUCGAUCCUGGUCGGGCCACGGGUGCAAUCGAGACCAUUGAGCGAAUUCUAUCGCCUUUGUCACAGAGAGAGGUUGGAUCUAUUCGAUGUGUCGGCUUGAACUAUGUCUCCCAUGCAAAGGAAAUGUCGCUUGCUAUUCCAGAAGUGCCGACGCUGUUCAUCAAACCGUCAACUUCACUAGCAGACCCAUUUCCAGCACCGACUGUGCUACCGAAGAUCACCCAAGAGGAUGGCACUGGCGACUAUGAGUCUGAGAUGGUCAUCGUCAUUGGCCAAGAUGCCAAGGAUGUGACCGAGUCGGAGGCGCUUGACUAUGUCCUCGGAUACACAGCCGCAAACGAUGUAUCAAGCCGCACUUGUCAAAUGAACCAAAGCCAGUGGUGCUUUUCCAAAGGGUUCGAUGGCUCCUGUCCCAUAGGCCCGGCACUGGUUUCUGCAGCCCUGAUGCCCGAUGUGACCAAGUUCCAUAUUCGUGGCCUCAAGAGUGGCCGAGUGAUGCAAGACUGCCCCUUGACUGACUUGAUCUUCAAUGUUCCCCAACUCGUCAGCUUUCUUUCACAAGGAACCACUUUACCUGCGGGUACCAUCAUCCUCACUGGAACCCCGCCUGGCGUCGGCGCCGCGAAGAAUCCCAAAGAAUUCAUCAAAGCCGGGGACGAAUUCGCAGUGGAACUUCUCCCGCACGUUGGCACCCUCAUCAACAGGAUCGAGCAUCAAUAG
Molecule: messenger RNA, 972 nt
Organism: Penicillium oxalicum
Lineage: Eukaryota; Fungi; Ascomycota; Eurotiomycetes; Eurotiales; Aspergillaceae
Product: fumarylacetoacetate hydrolase family protein
Exons: 5
Coding region: 1-972 (323 amino acids)
Molecular function (GO): acetylpyruvate hydrolase activity
Source: RefSeq, a predicted model, not a curated record